Molecule: messenger RNA, 1111 nt
Organism: Paecilomyces variotii
Lineage: Eukaryota; Fungi; Ascomycota; Eurotiomycetes; Eurotiales; Thermoascaceae
Exons: 3
Coding region: 126-782 (218 amino acids)
Source: RefSeq, a predicted model, not a curated record
ACCGAGGCCGAUCUUCGUCGUCAUUUCCAGCCGUACCAUGUUAUCUCCGAGAAGAUCAGUCGUGAUGAGAAGACUGGUGUGAGUAAGGAAGUGGGAUUCGCUCGGUAAGGAAACUCCAUCCGUUAAUGCGAUGCACAUCUGACGUGACUUAUCUUCUGCCCAGAUUCGAGUCCCGUGAGAUCGCAGAGAAGGUCUUAGCUGAAUUCCACAACGUGACUGGCAAGGACGGUGUAAAGCUGCUCCUUCGUUUCGCAGACACGAAAGCCCAAAAGCUUCUUAAGCAGCAGAGCAAUGAGCGCCGUGCCUACCGUGCGGGUGAAUAUAACUACUCUGUCGAGGUAGUCCAGGGAUCUACUCCAUCCCCUUCCUUGAAUCGUCUUCAGCAGACAACCUCUCACCUGAGCCCGAACUCUCAGGUUAGCUACCCGUCUCCGAUCGGGGUCGGCCCUGUCUGGACACCUGCCACCUCCAUCUCGCCGUCUGGUCCGUUGAUGAAGAAUUCAAUGAGCAACUAUCGUAUGAACUCUUGGCCAUCUCGCACUCCUUUGGCCAAUAUGGAGAAUACGCCCGUCUACCGUGGGCGCAUCUCCUCUAUGAACCGCAACCAGAACCCGGACAAUGUUUCGGUUAGCUCCUCGAAGACUGCCCUCCCGAUGUCUUCGCAGCCAAUCAUCAAGGCAGAGACCCCGAGUCCCAAGAAGGAGAACAUGAAGGCCGGUUCUCUCUCACCUAUUCCGUCCCACAAGGAAGUGAUCCUGUCUACUCCGAAGUCUUGCAUGUGAGACACAACCUGAGGCACAACCGACCUCAAGGUAUCCUCAAUUCGACUCUUUUUCAUAAUUCUGUUUUGCAGCAGGAAGCGAUAAUUCCGACGCAAACACACAACUAUAAACUGUAUGCACUUAUGACCGACUACGAUGUUAUGUUGAGCAGCUUUUCAGACCAGAUGAGCGUGUCGAAGAUAUGUCUUAUUUGUUCUCAUCAAGACAUGUAUUGCAACUGGGAUGUACAAUUAUGCGGUUCUAUUUGUCAUCUGGUGAUGGGUAACGGGCUGUUAAAGGUGUAGGCGCCUUGUUUGAUGUUUGUGUCUCGGAGUUGUUAUCACGGGGAG